Molecule: messenger RNA, 3568 nt
Organism: Trichosurus vulpecula (common brushtail)
Lineage: Eukaryota; Metazoa; Chordata; Mammalia; Diprotodontia; Phalangeridae
Product: WD repeat-containing protein on Y chromosome-like
Exons: 23
Coding region: 101-3547 (1148 amino acids)
Molecular function (GO): protein binding
Source: RefSeq, a predicted model, not a curated record
ACUUUGUUAUCUGAAGGACAAGGAUUGUGCGGCUUUCCAUGUUACCCUGGAAGAGACACAGACAUCAUUCCGGAGCAACAGACAUGAUUUAACCAUCUCUAUGACUGAAGCCAUGGAAGAAAAUAGUUGCAAACCUCGAUUCUUGAAGUUUUUACUCCAGAAAAUCCAGAAAGGAGAUUAUCAACCUGAGAUGAUUUCCAAUAAAAAGAGCACAAGCCCUCAUCAGAAUGAAGAAAACAGUCUGGAAGAUAAGCUACACCUGAGUCAUUUGAAACACUUGGAGCAGCUCUUUACAUCCCCAAAUGGGGAAGACACAGAACCAGAAGUUGAGCACAAUCCUGAUUACAAGAUGCUCCCCAAAAAGGAGACAUCUUAUCCCUCAGGAAGUUUGACUCUCCAGGAGUUCAAGAAUGCUUUGACUGAGCUUCUGGGAUCAGAGUACUGGAAUGGCCGAACCGAGCUACUUUUCAACAAGAUUCACACAGCCCGUGACAAUAUUGUGGAUUGGAGUGAGUUCUGUACACAUUUGCUACUCCAAUAUAGAAAGAGAGAUCAUUCGGAAAAAUCCAAAGACAUUUUCUUUCAGGGGAAGCCCUUGAUCCGACAAUGUUCACAGAACCGGCAAGAGCCAACCACUCGGAUCUUAGCCAUCUCUUCUCCUUCUACUUCACACUCAUUUGUGACCGUCAGCAAAGGAGGAAUUCUCAGUUUCUGGGACAACAACCUGCAGCUCCAGAAGACGUAUGAGAUGUCAGCAGAUGCUGUUGAGGCUCCAACAGGAAGGAAGAGGAUUAAAGUUUGGACAACAGAUGCUGUCUACAUGCCUAAUGUUCAUAAAAUUGCUGUUGCUACAACCAGCAGAAAAAUAUACUUUUUUGAGGUGUCUCUGGGCCCCAUCUUUGAAGAUUUCCAUCUAUUUGCCCUGAACUACAUUCCAACAUCAGUAUUCUACUGGUAUAAUACAGAAUCUGAAGAGAGCUGUUCUGUAUUACUGUGGGGGGAUGACCACGGAGGAGUAAGUGUGCUCAGGUUCCUUCACCCCAACAAAAGCUUAUAUGAAAAGUCCUUAUUUGAGCAGACUGGGUUCUCUGGAAUCUACUUGCAGGAUAUUGGAAAUCACUGUCAAUUUUUAAGUUAUAAUUAUAUCCGUCGCAUACACCAAGACUCCAUUUCCCAAAUCCAAUAUGUCCCAGAAGACCUCUGCAUUACCUCCUCAGGGAACUCUCAAGCCUCAUUGGUAAUCAUGGACAUGGACCAAAAAAGAAAAGCAUAUACCUGGAAGAUUAAGAGGGGAAUAAAAUGCUUCGAUUUUUCCAAGUCUCUCAAUCUCUUGGUCAGUGGUGGGGUUGACUGUUGUGUCCGAGUAUGGAAUCGAUUUGUCCCAAGCCUCCCAACAGCCAUGCUCCGGGGACAUUCCUUGCCUAUCCUGGGACUGGCCAUCCAAGAACAAAAUGGGCAGAUAUUCAGCUACUCCAAGGAUACAGAGGAAAAUGAGGCUGAUAAAAAUCAAGAUCAUGUGCUGAAAAUCUGGGACAUGAGUUACCACACUUGUCUUUAUACUGUGGCACUGAAGUUCCCCCAUUCCCAGCCUGAGCAUGUGUUGGAACAAGGAAGCUUCCCCUUUCUAUUUCUCCGGAAGCCUUUGCCCCUGAUCCUCAUUGCCCACAUCGACUACAUCGGCAUGCUGAGAUUACCCAUACCUACACAUUCGGAGAUAAACCUUACAGCACCCCACAAGGCUCUGCUGUGUGGGACUGUGUACAAUGCCUUCUUCCAUCAGGUAGUGACAGGAUGUCACAACUCCACCAUUGCAGUGUGGGAUAUCGAGACUGGCAUGAAGCAAUUCAUUCUGAACAACAUCCAUGGUGAGGAGGAAUUAACCUGCAUGGCCCUAGAUACUUCAGGUAGAAGGCUUAUCACGGCUGCCCGAAAUGGCACUCUCAAGGUCUGGGAUAUUCAGAGAGGUCACAUCUUGCACAAAUUGGAGGUGGUAGAAGAUGCAGAAGUGACAGGGGUGGUCCCAGUUCGAAAACACGUAUUCCUUACUGUAGGAUGGAAUCGGAAAAUCAUCCUUUAUGACUGCUCAAAAACUGAGGCUCUAUAUGUGCCUGCAGACAAGUCUUGGAAAGGAGGGCAACUACACAAGGAAGAUAUAUUAGCUGUGGAUUACUGUCCUCCCCUUGACCUCCUUGCUACUGCCAGCUUUGAUGGAGAAAUUAUUGUAUGGAACGUGGAAACCCAGCGGCCCCAUCACUACGUCAGAAAGGUGGCACGUGAAAGUUCACUGGGUCCUGUGAAUAAACUACUAUUCCUGCAGCAUCGUUGCACAGAUCACUCUCUAAAGAAAUCUGCCAUUCUCAUAAGUGCUGAAACAGGGACCCUCCACUGGUGGAGCAUCUUUGGCAAAAAGAUGGAAUAUGGCAAAUUUUAUGCUCCCUUAAAAGAGGAUAUUUCUGUAACUGGGCUGUCAUCCAGCAAGGAUAACCACCUCCUGGUCACUGGAGACACUAGCGGCUUUAUCCAGGUGUGGGAUAUUUCAAACUAUGCGACAACCCUUCCUUCUGUGAACUCAUCCAAUAACCCCCUCCUGCUUCAUGGCUGGAAGGCCCACAGCUGCACAGUCAUGAGUGUGGAGUACUUCUCCUAUGGUUCUGAUUCCUUCAUCAUCAGCGGCUGUUCAGAUGGGACCUCUGGGUUAUGGACUUCAGAGGGAACAUUUGUGGGACUAUUUGGGCAAGAGAAAAAAUGGAACCUGAAAGUGCCAGCUACCUUUUCUUGCCACAAAAAUGUUUUCCAGACAACAAUGCCCGUCUUAGAUUCCAAAUUAGAAGAUUCAACUAUUGGAAAAGACAGAGAUCCCUUUGACAAAUGGAACGAGAACAGGAAGGGAAAGGAUGUGACUGAAUGCUACCCAUUAAUUGAUGGUCAGAAGGGGGAUCAUAUGCUGGUCACUGAAGGAAACCCAAAGGCUGCAGGUGACUCAGAAACUCAGAAAGAAGGAAUUCACCUCAAUAAAACUGAAACAAGAAAAGACUUGAAGGAUUGGAAGUUACCAGCCCAGUUUGGAACUAUUCAUUCACAAAAGACCUCUUUAAAUUCAGACUCCCCAAGGGUUGGAGGACAAAAUUGGGAACUUCAUCCGCGAUUAGCAAACAGUUUCAGAAUACAUGAGGGUCCUUUUAAACACUAUAUGGACUCAAAGCUGGGGAAGCGACUAGCUGGGAGGAAAGAACGUCGGUGUCGAUUUGGAGAUAUUAAUGUUCACAAGUGCUGCCAGUUUGGAAAGAUCUGUUCUCCCUUCCAGGCCCUGGCCACUCCAGACAUGAGAAGACUGAUGCUGCCUUGGGACCUGCCCGUAAAUACCCAGAUGGAGUACCUGGGAUUCUCCUCUACUCUAGGCCCAGAGCUCAAAGAUUUUCAGUUAUCUUCUGAAGAUCUCAGUACUGAAGACGACAGCAACAACGAAGCAGAAAAAUCAGUGACCCAAAUGAAAACACCUUUAUUCCCCCCAAUAGUUAAAACUGUAAGAUCUAGUGACAUGAAAUGAUUAAAAGAAAUCUCAAAAUUG